AUGCCGUCAGCGUUGGUUUUUCUACUGCUUUUAACGAUCGUUGGAAUACACUCGAAAGCCCUGGACACAUUCAUUGACGGAUCCACGAACAAGAUCGACGGUGAGGUACGAUCAGAGGGGACAGGCGUGGAUCAAGACACUUCUGCAUCGAGUUCAAACGAUGGAACCACUAAGAAGCCUGACGGAUCCAGCACCGCGAAACCGAGUCUUCUCACCUGGUUUCUCGCGCCCCUGUCGCAAAACGUGCAAUUCUCGCCGCAAACUUUCCUACGGGACCGUAUCGUCCAGUUGAAGGAGACGCUGAACAAUCUUGGAGUCCAAGGGAACAGCGAGGGGAAGCAGUUUGGAAACGGGAACGGAUUGCUGCAGGUUGCGGGGGCGAACGACGCUGGAUAUUACACGGACAGGCUCGAUCCAGCCGGAUUUUUCGGCGGAAACGGCUGGCUGGCGAACAAGGGCGGGAUCCUAGGGGGUCCCGGGGUGAUACUUUCAACGGGAAGCGUUCUCACGGAUUAUCCGACGCCGUACAGGAAGAAGUAG
Messenger RNA from Dufourea novaeangliae, 540 nucleotides. RefSeq lists its product as uncharacterized. The transcript has 3 exons. The record is from RefSeq and is a predicted model, not a curated record. The coding region runs from base 1 to 540 and encodes 179 amino acids. Lineage: Eukaryota; Metazoa; Arthropoda; Insecta; Hymenoptera; Halictidae.